Bradysia coprophila is the source of this 3011-nucleotide messenger RNA. RefSeq lists its product as uncharacterized. Gene Ontology annotation, biological process: regulation of transcription by RNA polymerase II. Gene Ontology annotation, cellular component: nucleus. Lineage: Eukaryota; Metazoa; Arthropoda; Insecta; Diptera; Sciaridae. The record is from RefSeq and is a predicted model, not a curated record. Gene Ontology annotation, molecular function: RNA polymerase II transcription regulatory region sequence-specific DNA binding; DNA-binding transcription factor activity, RNA polymerase II-specific.
ACGGCUGUCAAAUUCAUCUGUCAACAUUUUUCGAAACUUUCUGUUUAUGAAAGGUUCAUGUCAAGAAAUUUAUUUUGUUUACAUCCAUCGCUUAUUAUUAAAGAGAUGAUUUUUGUCCGAACAAACGAAUAUUUAAAGACAUGAGGAACGGCGGGACAUUCUACUUUCAGUCACAUAUGCAAUUGUAACACUUCGAAGAAAGGACUAUGGAGACGGAUCCUCUAAAUCUAGGCCCUUCGAUUACAUUGAAUUGUUUGGACACAAAUGAUCCCAUUAGCAAUUCGAAUCAAUCUGGGAAAUUUAGCCAUGCACGGAAAGUUCAUCUCAAAUCUCCAGUCGCUCCCGAUUUCAUUUGCUUUGUGUGCAACAAUGAAUUCGAUGAUGUGGCCAAAUUGCAUGUUCACAUGUCGAUGAAGCAUAAGGGUAUCAAGCCAUAUCGAUGUGAAUAUUGCACGAAAGCUUUCGCAACAACGAAAAGUGUGUGUGUCCAUCUGCAGCUACAUCAUUUCGGUCGUGAUGAUAAGUACCUUUGCCUGCAAUGCAAAACAUAUUUUCAUCAAUCCAAUGAACUGGUUCACCAUAAUGCAAUCGUCCAUAAGAAAACCCAUCCGUGUGGGACAUGCUGCAAAUGUUUUACGCAAAUUAGCGAACUGUCGUUGCACGAACGACUGCAUUCGUUUGACAAACCAUUUCGUUGUCUGCAAUGUGACGAAGUUUUUCUGUCACAAUCAAGUUUAUCCGUACAUGUACAACGGGUUCAUGAGUUCAGCAUCGGUCGACAGGUGCAUUGUCCCUUGUGUGACUAUUCAUUUUCCAAACAAAGUGAUCUGAAUGCUCACAUUUAUGUGCAUGACGAUGAUGGGCCAAAACCUUUCGAAUGUCCUGACUGUGCCGAAUUGUUUGAUGGUCUGGAACUAUUUGUUGAACAUAUCGAACUGCACGAGAAAAUCAGUCAGGAAGCAGUCAAGGAGCCAGCACAAAAUACGAACAACGAAACUUCAGAACCUCUGGACAGUGAUGGAGAGUCUAACUAUUUUAUGGACCAGUCAGUUGAUGGUACUUAUGACGAUCCAGGCGACGACAUUGAGAACAAUCUAACUAAGAUGGGCGUUACGCUAUCCUACACUUGUCCAAUAUGCCAGAAAAUGUACGAAGACAUCACCGAAUUUAAUGCUCAUUGUGGAACACAUGAAACGCCGGUAGAGACUAGUCAGACUAGUCAUUCCGCAAAAUCACUGCCGAAGUCAAUGGAAGGAAUGCUCAAGCCAAACCGCCCCAAGACCACUCGUACUGCCGUGUCUUUGAAGUGGCAGGAAAAUGAUAACAAAGUUCGCAAUUUCUCGUGUGAAAAGUGCAAUCGAUCAUUUACCAUGGCCAGCACGUUAAGUCUACAUUUGCGGCGAACCCACUUGGGUAUUAAACCGUACAAAUGCCAAGUAUGCCAAAUGGCCUUUGCUCAAUCUAGCGAUUUGAUCAAACAUAUUCGGAAGCAUACAGGUGAGAAGCCCUAUUCCUGUACCACUUGCGGUGCACGUUUUUCGCAAAAUCGCAAUCUACGCAACCACAUGAAAAUCCAUACCGACGAACCAAGCGUAUGUAAGUAUUGCAAUAAGAAAUUUUUGAUCGACACAAGCCUGGUCCAGCAUCUGAAGAAGCACGAAGGUCCGAAUGUCGUCAACUGUACGGUGUGCAAGAUUCCGUUCUCAACGCAAAAUUUCUUGGACAAACAUGCCAAACGAUGUAUGAAGAAGGAGAAACAUCAAUGCACCGAAUGCCUCAAAUCAUUUGUCAAAGCUGGUGAUUUGGUUAAGCACAAUCGGAAGCAUACGGGUGAACGACCCUAUGUGUGUACGCUCUGCAAUAAAACGUUUUCACAUCCAACUAGUUUACGGAAUCAUAGCGCUGUGCAUACGAAAUUGAGGCCGUUCAUUUGUUCAUUUUGUGGUCAGGCGUUUUCUUUUCACGGCAACUUGAAAGUGCAUUUACUCAGUCAUUCGGGAGAGAAGCCGUUUUCAUGUCAAGUGUGCGGAAAGUCAUUCGCUCGGUCAGCAAAUCUCAAAGAGCACGUUAAGAUACAUACGGGCGAGAAAACCCACAAGUGCACCAUUUGCCUCAAAUCAUUUAUCAAAGCUGGUGAUUUGGUGAAGCACAAUCGGAAACAUACGGGUGAACGACCCUAUGUGUGUACGCUUUGCAAUAAAACGUUUUCACAUCCAACUAGUUUACGGAAUCAUAGCGCUGUGCAUACGAAAUUGAGGCCGUUCAUUUGUUCAUUUUGUGGUCAGGCGUUUUCUUUUCACGGCAACUUGAAAGUGCAUUUACUCAGUCAUUCGGGAGAGAAGCCGUUUUCAUGUCAAGUGUGCGGAAAGUCAUUCGCUCGGUCAGCAAAUCUCAAAGAGCACGUUAAGAUACAUACGGGCGAGAAAACCCACAAGUGCACCAUUUGCCUCAAAUCAUUUACAAAUUCGUCCACUUUUUCGAAACAUAAGAAAAUCCACAGUGGAGAGAAGCCUCACCAUUGUUCGGUGUGCGAUCGAAGCUUUUCGCAAAACGCCCAUUUGCUCAAACACACCAGGAUCCAUACAAACGAAAAGCCGUACGGUUGUGACGUGUGCAAUAAAUUCUUCCGACGAUCGGACACCUUAGCCAAUCAUCUUCGAACGCAUCUGAAGGAAGACCGAAAUAAUUACCACAAACUUACCGCUACCGACACAACAGAACAAUUGGCGGAAUUACAAGAAGUGCCUGUUCCGACGCUCGAUGUGCAAUUAAUUCAGCAGUCCAAUCAAAUUGUCGAAGAUGUUCCGCAGAUUAUUUACACAAUUACGGGGCCGACAAAUGUGACCGGAGUGGCUGUCGAUCAAAUGAAUAUGGAACUGCUGGAAUUCUCAUUUUAUUAUAACGUCAUUGUAGGAGUAGGAGGCUCCAUAUAAUGCCAUAUAUAUACAUGGUGGUUGAUUGUUGACGUUAUUAUCUCUUGCAAUAAAUAACACAAAUUCUUUGGAAUAGAA